Solanum dulcamara is the source of this 1506-nucleotide messenger RNA. Its product is annotated as zinc finger protein 4-like. Bases 308 to 1021 code for a protein of 237 amino acids. The transcript is spliced from 2 exons. Gene Ontology annotation, biological process: negative regulation of abscisic acid-activated signaling pathway. The record is from RefSeq and is a predicted model, not a curated record. Lineage: Eukaryota; Viridiplantae; Streptophyta; Magnoliopsida; Solanales; Solanaceae.
CUCAUAAUUAAACAUGAAAGAACACCUCCAUAUAUCCCCACUCCUAAAGUUCCUUUUUCUUGUAACACUUUGAUCAAAGUUGUGGGCCUAUUUGAUAUAGCACCAUAUUUUGUCCUUUGAUGAAAAAUACUGUUUGGUAUUACCACAAUUAACAAACCUCCCCCUUCCUCUUCAACAAAAAUAUGUAUGCUACCAUACAGGAUGGCGUUAGUAAUGCAGAUGUAGUCCAUUGGUAUUGUUAGAUCUUGUUAUCGAUCACUAAAUUCUGUGAAUUAGUCCCUCCGUUGGAACAGAUUAUAAACAAAUUAUGAUGGAAGCAUCAUCUGGAAAUGAUUCUGAUAUCACUAGCCAGGUUGCUUCUAACAUUGAGUUUCCUCAGUUUAGUCCCGAACCUGUGUCACUUGACUUGUCUCUCGGCUUUAAUUCUGGUACCGAUGAAUUUGCCAGCCAAGAUUCGAUAGGAUUUUCAGUAUCAAGUACGUGUGACGAAAGCAGCAAUGAACUUGCAGCAUCCCAAACUUCAGGGGAAGCAGCAGUUAGAAGAGUUUUCACUUGCAAUUUCUGCAAACGUAAAUUCUAUAGUUCACAAGCACUUGGCGGUCACCAGAAUGCUCAUAAACGAGAGAGAACAUUAGCUAAACGAGCUAUGAGAAUGGGGAUCUUUUCGGAAAGGUAUGGUAAUUUGGCUGCUCUGCCAUUGCCCGGGUCUACUGCUCGAUCGUUGGGUAUCAAGGCUCAUUCUUCAAUGCACCAGGGUUUUCCAGCAGCAAUAAGGUCACUAGAUUUCAAUACGAGUGCUAGAUUUGGAUAUGUACACCAUCAGAAUCCGCCUUUAUACGUUGAGGAUAUCGAUGAGACUGAUCACUUAUUAUGGCCUGGCAGUUUUCGUCAAGUAACUAACGUUAACAUCUCUCAUCAUCCUACUAUUACUUUUACUGGAUGUUCGAAUGUGAAUUCUGUAGAGUGGACUCCGUCUGUUGAAAAAGACGAUUUGUCACCAGAUCUCACACUGAAGCUUUGAGCAAUAGUACUUGAAUAGCCUUCCACAUUUGGCUCACUUACUUCCUCAGUACCGUGAGAUAUAUUGGAAAACGAAAACGUGUGCAUUUUGGUAUAUAUAUAUAUCACUUAACGGACGAUAAGAGCUCGUCAGGUCAGUAUAUUGAGAAUGUUAGUUGAUUGUUGUACAACAGAUCCUUAUAAUUCGGCUCUUUCUGGACCAUGCGCACUGCUCUUUUUGAGUCGACUGUUGUACAAUGUGAGUGUAUUGAUUAUGACUUGUAACAAUGGUAUGAAUUUAGUAUUUACUUUCACAAAAUCUGUUGUUGUGUUUAAGUAGGGAAAUGAUUGUAAUUGACUUAAGAUUAGGGAGGGAAUCCCUUGGUGUGUGUGAUGUUAAACUCUAUUAGAGAAACAGAGUUUUUGUGUUUGUACUAAUGGUCUGACAGUUUGUGUACUGCAAGUUAUAAUUACUUUGAUUAAUGAGUGACAUAAUGUGCACACAAA